Macrobrachium nipponense is the source of this 1665-nucleotide messenger RNA. RefSeq names its product DDB1- and CUL4-associated factor 13-like. Lineage: Eukaryota; Metazoa; Arthropoda; Malacostraca; Decapoda; Palaemonidae. The coding region runs from base 160 to 1554 and encodes 464 amino acids. Gene Ontology annotation, biological process: maturation of SSU-rRNA from tricistronic rRNA transcript (SSU-rRNA, 5.8S rRNA, LSU-rRNA). The record is from RefSeq and is a predicted model, not a curated record. Gene Ontology annotation, molecular function: protein binding. The transcript has 9 exons. Gene Ontology annotation, cellular component: nucleolus; small-subunit processome.
AAAUUAUAAGGAUCUGGGAACCAGGGACCGGAAUAAACCGCUACAAAGUUACGACCUUACAACUACUACUACUAAGUUGAAACGUGCGGUGUGUCUACGAGUACCCUACCACGACGAUUGCUAGUUGGAUUUAGGAUUUGUCGUCUUCAUGGUUCAAAAAUGUCAAUCAAGAAAAUUAAGGUGAUUUCACGGAACCCCGAUAACUACCUUCGGGAAACUAAACAUGAUAUACAUAAAGUUCCAAGGAAUUAUGAUCCUGAUCUGCAUCCCCUUGAAGCAGUAAGAGAAUAUAAACUUGCCCUAAAUGCUGUAAAACUGGAGAGGGUUUUUGCAAAACCUUUUGUAGGAAGCCUCACACAUUCAGAAGGCGUAACUGCAAUGUCUCGACACCCUAACAGUCUCUCAAAUGUUUUUACUGGCACAGUAGAUGGUCAGCUUCAUUUGUGGAAUCUUCCUCACAAAAAGUGUGAGUGGACAGUUCAGGCUCAUAGUGGACAGGUUUGGUCGAUAUUGUCAGCCCCAGAUGGACAGUCAUUUUUCUCAGUUGGCAAUGAUAAAACUAUAAAACGCUGGUCAUUAGAUUCUGCUUUUGAUGGCAAAGAUCUUCCUGUGGAUACCUGGAUGUGUGAAACAAUGGUAACAGGCAUCACACAUCACAGGCACAGAAAUGAAUUUAUUACCUGUGGAGAACGCAUUCUUUUAUGGGAUGCUAGCACCAAAGCACCUAAAUUUUCUUAUGACUGGAGCACCACUGGAGACAAGAAUGAAGCCAGUGUUGUUGCUGUAAAAUUUAAUCCUGUUGAAACUGAUGUCUUUGCGUCAAGUGAUCAUGCCAACAACCUUGUCUUAUAUGAUGUAAGGGCAAAAGAAGUUAAGAAACUGAAGAUGACAUUACGUAUAAAUGCGUUAGCCUGGAACCCCAUGGAAGCAUUCAUCCUCACAGCUGCUAGUGAAGAUUACAAUUGCUACAGCUUCGACAUAAGAAAUAUGGACAAACCUAAUAGAAUAGUUAGUGUUCAUGAAGGACACACUUCAGCUGUUAUAGACUUGGAUUAUUCACCCACUGGUCGAGAAUUCUGCAGUGGAAGCUAUGAUAAAUCUGUCAGAAUUUUCAGAGUUGAUGAGACUAAGUGCCGUGAUGUCUACCACACAAAAAGGAUGUUUAAAGUUAAUUGUGUGCUCUGGUGUGCUGAUAGUAAAUAUAUUCUGACUGGAUCAUCAGACCACAAUCUCCGAAUUUGGAAAGCUAAGGCUCAUGAAAAGAUGGGUGCUAAGCGUUUUAGGGAGGCAGCAGCAAUCAACUAUGCUGAGGAAUUAAAGAGAAAGUAUGGUCACUUCCCAGAAAUGCGAAGAAUACUUCGUCACAGGCAUCUUCCCAAACACAUCUACCAUGCCAAAAAGGAGCAUGCCAUUAUUAAAGAAAGCCAAGCUCGCAAGGAAGACAACAGACGUCGUCAUUCCAAACCUGGGAGAGUUCCUCAUGUACCGGCUACUCAGAAAGUUGUUGUAGGGCUCCAGGAUGAGGAGCCAGAGGCUGGACCAUCAAUGGAAUAAAUGUUAAAAGCUUAUAUUAAAAAAACAAACAGGAACAUACAUUUUCCAGUUUCUAUUUAAUUUGGUAUAUUUGUACCUUAUCUACUUCAAUAUAUUUUAUUUUUGAAAAAU